UAUUGAUCCUCAUUGGUCAUGAACAGUAUGUGGGUCCGAAACUUUAUCUAUGUGUAUAUAUAGCCUCCCAUUUCCAACUUGAUAUGCAUCCUCUCUCUCUCACUUCAAAAACUAGUAAUAUUAAUUUUGAAGACAAAAUGAAGCCUUCUUUUAUGUUCAAUGUCUUUCUUCUCUCCAUUAUCCUUUAUCAAGCUCAAGGUAUAAGGUUCAAAACAUCUUUAAUAUCAUCUAGCAACCAUCAAGAACUCAUCACUAAGACUACAUUAAGCAUUCAAGACGACGAAUCAGCCAGGGCUAGCAACCUUUCACCAGGAAUAGAUAGAAAACUUAUAGCAAAAAUAUUAUCUUCCGAUCCUCACUCCACCAAUAGCAAGAAUUACAAGCCGCAAUCGGAUUUAAAAUUUACUCAUAGACGACUUGGAAAAGAUGAGAAUUUUUCAACCUCAGUUCCAGUAAGCUCAAAACACGGAAAGACGGAAAUCGUAUCAGAACCAUAUCCAGACGUUGUAGACAUAACAGGGAUGGAUUAUUCUCCAGCCAAGAGAAAACCACCUAUACACAAUUGAAUCCAACACAUUAAUUGAUAUUAGUUAAAACGUACAGUGGUCUAAGAUUCAUAUACUCCAACACUAUACAUGAUCAUUACAUGUUUAAACCACUCCAUAAUUGUUUUAGGUUCAAUAUAGUUGAUAUAUAUCGUCUUUGAUCAAUAAUAUAUUUUGAGAUGCUUUUACUUGAUAUAUUCGACGACUUUUUAACAUGUAUGAUUAUAGUGCGUAGUAAAAUGAAUCACAAUCACUACAUGAAAAGCAAUGGCGACAAAUGCCGCCGCUAAAAGUGAUGAUUGUCGCCGUUAAAAGUCACGAUUGUCGCCACUAAAGGAUUUUGCAGCGACAUAUCGCCGCCAAAAGGUUGCCGUUGUUUCCUCGUUGCAAAUGCUCCAUAUGUCACCGCUAAUGCUUCUAUCGACGCAACUAAGAUGUCGCAAUUAUUGCUACCCGUCGCCGCAAAUGUGAUGUCGGGCUAAUACAUGCCCGUUGCCGUUAAC
This is a messenger RNA of Lactuca saligna, 1048 nucleotides long. The record is from the annotation of a GenBank genome assembly. Lineage: Eukaryota; Viridiplantae; Streptophyta; Magnoliopsida; Asterales; Asteraceae.